AUUAAAUCAUUAGCAUGGAUGUUCAACGGUUCAAGUGAUGCCAGACAAAUCUUUUCCGUUUUUAUUCAUAUUCUUCGGAUUGGAUUGAGUGGUAUCGAACCAAAAUCGUCGGCUGCCAUCUCCUUCACCACCCGCGCACAGUCGUAUUUAAAACCCUAUACGCAAGAUAGGACAAGAAUCUUCCUAAAGCGUCUUUUAUCUAAGACGCUUAAAGUAAGCGUAAGAUUCCUAAUUUUGCUCUCAUCUCGUGGUGUAGCUUUACUGUACAGCAUUUUUGCAAUGGCAAGGAAGAUGCUGGUUGAUGGGGAGCUGGACAAAACCAAUGAGGCAGUGGCGGAGUUCGUGCUUCAAGAUUUUCAGCUCAGAAUGGAGCUAAGGUUGGUAUCUGUGAGCUCCCAUUUCAUCCUAUCAGCUCAGAAACUGUUGGAGGAGUUGGCGGAACUUUCUGCUAUGUUUCAUUUUUCAACUGCUUGUCUUUCUUGUAGUCCUUUUAGUGUUACCAAAUUUCCACUGUGCCAGUAUGGCAUGGCUGCACUGCAGUUUUUGCCUUAUUGCCACUAUAAAUUUGUGAAGGAUGGCGGUUAUGGUGGCGCCACAGGCUGCCAUAGCAGGCCUCUGAAUCUGUGUGUUAUUCGUGGUUGUGUUCCUAAAAAGAUUCUGGUCUAUGGUGCUUCCUUUGGGCCUGAACUGGAGGACUCAAGGAAUUAUGGAUGGGAACUUAAUGAGAGGAUUGAUUUCAAUUGGAAGAAACUUUUACAAAAGAAGACUGAAGAAAUAGUUAGAUUAAAUGGGAUCUACAAGCGGUUACUUGCAAAUGCAGGAGUUAAGCUAUUUGAAGGAGAAGGGAGAGUUGCUGUGUUAUCAAUGGUGGAUGGCGGCCAAGAUCCCGCCAUAGGGUCCGCCAUGGCAGCCAAUGGCGCUGCCAUAACCGCCAUCCAUCACAAAUUUAACAUGGCAGUUCGGCAAAUGACGGAGAGGAUGGAGUUCACCCUAUGCCAGAAGGAGAGGAUGCUCGAGUUAUGUCGGUUGCAAAAUCCAAAUUCGCGCAAAGUACAGGAAUUAGCCAUAACCUCUGACGAGGCUUUGAGCUUGGAAGAGUUACCAAAGCGAGCUGUUGUACUUGGUGGAGGGUAUAUUGCUGUUGAAUUUGCUUCUAUUUGGCGAGGGAUGGGUGCAACAGUGGAUUUGUGUUUCAGAAAAGAACUUCCUUUAAGAGGCUUUGAUGAUGAGAUGCGAGCAGUGGUUGCAAGAAAUCUGGAAGCCAGGGGUAUCAACCUACAUCCCAGAACAACCUUAACUGAGCUGGUUAAAACUGAACAUGGUAUAAAAGUUCGUACUGACCAUGGUGAAGAAAUUGUGGCUGAUGUUGUCCUCUUUGCCACAGGUCGUGCUCCGAACACCAGAAGGCUAAACCUGGAAUCUGUAGGUGUUGAGCUUGAUAAGACUGGAGCUAUUAAGGUUAAUGAAUACUCCUGCACCAACAUACCCAGCAUAUGGGCCAUAGGUGAUGUUACAAAUCGAAUGAAUCUAACUCCCGUUGCCCUGAUGGAAGGAACUUGCUUCGCAAAAACUGUUUUUGGUGGACAGCCUACUGCACCUGAUUACGAUCAUAUCCCUUGUGCUGUGUUCUGCAUACCGCCACUAUCUGUAGUUGGUCUUAGUGAGGAACAGGCUAUAGAACAAGCAAGUGGUGAUAUUUUAGUUUUCACAUCAUCAUUUAAUCCAAUGAAGAACACAGUUUCGGGACGACAAGAGAAAACGGUUAUGAAGCUUAUUGUUGAUGCCGAGUCUGAUAAAGUUCUUGGAGCAUCCAUGUGUGGGCCAGAUGCACCUGAAAUUAUGCAGGGCAUUGCUAUUGCACUCAAAUGUGGAGCCACCAAAGCUCAGUUUGACAGUACGGUUGGCAUUCACCCUUCUGCUGCCGAGGAAUUUGUCACCAUGCGUUCGGUGGCUAGGCGAGUCUCACCUGUCCGCCUACGCCCGCCUAGACGCCGCCUAACCGCCUGGCCGCCUAGGAGGCCUAGGCGCCGCCUAGCCGCCUGGCCGAUUUUUUCUGCCGAUUUGUACAAAUCGGAGACGCCCGGACACCGCCUAGCGCCUAGGCGCCGCCUAGGCCGAUUUUUAGAACAGUGCUUGUUGCCGAGUCAGCAGCUGGGCGACGGCGACGAGAUGGGAGAAGGGCAGUUGGGGAUGUUGGCAGGGAAGAACCCGCAGUGGCUGAGUCUCGGACUCACCGACGAGCAGGUCGCACGGCGGCGGCAGGGAUGCGAGGCACACGGCCAACCACCACUCGUGACGAGCGGUGAUGGGUUGUACAUUGCCACUGAUCGUACGAGCUGCGAACCUAUGGCCCGGUUUGUUGUCUCCGCUUGUCGGCUCCAUGCCAUCGAUGUCCCAAUAUGCCGCUGGCUGGAAUUACCUGAUCUAUCGCUGAGUUGA
Messenger RNA from Striga asiatica, 2439 nucleotides. Lineage: Eukaryota; Viridiplantae; Streptophyta; Magnoliopsida; Lamiales; Orobanchaceae. The record is from the annotation of a GenBank genome assembly.